Molecule: messenger RNA, 333 nt
Organism: Carya illinoinensis
Lineage: Eukaryota; Viridiplantae; Streptophyta; Magnoliopsida; Fagales; Juglandaceae
Product: WAS/WASL-interacting protein family member 2-like
Exons: 1
Coding region: 1-333 (110 amino acids)
Source: RefSeq, a predicted model, not a curated record
AUGAUUGCGAAGGUAUUCUUUGUGGCCGUGAUAUUCUCAGUGCUCCUCAUGAGCGCUACCGAUGCAGCUCGAAUAAGGGCCGACCGUUUAGUUCCAGGUGGACCCAAUCCUAUGGAGCCACCACCAACACCGGUGAGGAUCGACCGUUUAGUUCCCGGUGGACCCAAUCCUAUGGAGCCACCACCAACACCGGUGAGGAUCGACCGUUUAGUUCCCGGUGGACCCAAUCCUAUGGAGCCACCACCAACACCGGUGAGGAUCGACCGUUUAGUUCCAGGUGGACCCAACCCUAUGGAACCACCACCGACACCAACAGCAACGACAAAGAACUGA